Messenger RNA from Penicillium cosmopolitanum, 1035 nucleotides. It is a transcript of the gene bgt2, whose product is annotated as GPI-anchored beta-1,3-endoglucanase EglC. Lineage: Eukaryota; Fungi; Ascomycota; Eurotiomycetes; Eurotiales; Aspergillaceae. Gene Ontology annotation, cellular component: fungal-type cell wall; extracellular region; cell surface. Gene Ontology annotation, molecular function: 1,3-beta-glucanosyltransferase activity; glucan endo-1,3-beta-D-glucosidase activity. The transcript has 2 exons. Gene Ontology annotation, biological process: carbohydrate metabolic process; cell wall organization. The record is from RefSeq and is a predicted model, not a curated record. The coding region runs from base 1 to 1035 and encodes 344 amino acids.
AUGCAGAUGAUUCAACUUCUUGCCCUCGCCCUCUCCGUGGCGUCGGUCGAUGCCGCCUCCAAGGGCUUCAACUACGGUGCCACCAAGGCCGAUGGCAGCAGCAAGUAUCAGGCCGACUUCCAGAAGGAUUUCGCCGCCGCCAAGGUCCUCGUCGGUCAGGACGGCUUCACCAGUGCCCGCCUCUACACCAUGAUCCAGGGUGGUACCACCAACACCCCCAUUGAGGCUAUCCCCGCCGCCAUUGCGGAGAAGACCGAGUUGCUUCUUGGUCUCUGGGUCUCCGGAGGCAACAUGGAGAACGAGAUCACCGCUCUCAAGGCCGCCAUCAGCCAGUACGGUGAAGACUUCGCCAAGCUGGUCGUCGGUAUCUCCGUCGGUUCGGAGGAUAUGUACCGUAACUCGGUCACUGGCUCCAAGUCCAACGCCGGCCCCGGUGUCGAGCCCGAGGUGCUCGUCUCUUACAUCAAGGAGGUUCGCUCCACCAUCGCCGGCACCGGCCUAAGCGACGUUACCCUCGGUCACGUCGACACCUGGGAUUCCUGGACCAACUCCUCCAACUCCGAUGUCGUCAACCACCUCGACUGGCUUGGUUUCGACGGAUACCCUUACUACCAGCUCACCAUGGAGAACGGUAUCGAGAACGCCAAGGCCCUUUUCGACGACUCCGUUGAGAAGACCAAGUCUGUCGCUAACGGCAAGGAGGUCUGGAUUACUGAGACUGGUUGGCCCGUUAGCGGUCCCCAGGAGGGCGAUGCUACUGCCUCUGCUGAAAAUGCUCAGAAGUACUGGGACGAGGUUGGCUGCCCUCUCUUCGGUAACACCAACACCUGGUGGUACAUGCUCGAGGAUGAGGGUGCUAGCCCCAGCUUCGGCGUUGUCAAGGGCGACUUGAGCACUCCUCAAUUCGACCUCUCCGGCUCCAGCUCUGGCUCUGCUGCCUCCGCCUCCUCCACCUUCAACGCUGCUGCCCGCACUGGUUCCGGCUCUACCUUCGGUGCUAUCGUCGCCGCUGCCGUUCUCGCCAUUGCUGUCUAA